Molecule: messenger RNA, 1963 nt
Organism: Diaporthe batatas
Lineage: Eukaryota; Fungi; Ascomycota; Sordariomycetes; Diaporthales; Diaporthaceae
Exons: 4
Coding region: 164-1963 (599 amino acids)
Source: RefSeq, a predicted model, not a curated record
CUAAUCUCGACACAGCUUUAGCAGACCGAACUCGUCUUCUUUUAGUCGAAUCAGGUCUCCGUACCAAGACAUAACCACUUCUUAAACGAAAAGCCCACUACCUCGUUGCCGUCCGCCAGCAAUCGCCCAAAAGAUUGAAAUACCUCAGACUUGUUGUCCCACCAUGGAGGACGGACCCCUUCACGGCGCCUAUCCUUUGGAUGAUGCCAUGUUUAUACGAUUUCCUAGCCGACGCAGUGUAGUGCACGGCACUAAUGGAAUGGUCAGCACAAGCUCGCCCUUGGCAACUGAGGCCGGGCUCCAGGUCUUGAGGGAUGGUGGCAAUGCUGCCGAUGCAGCAAUUGCUGCAGCGGCUGUAUUGAACCUUGUUGACCCAUCCAUGACUGGCGUUGGGGGCGAUGCAUUUUGUCUUUUCUACCGUGCUGAGACGAGGAAAGUGCACGCCCUGAAUGGCUCAGGAAGGUCACCCGCGAACGCAAGUCUUGAUGAUAUCUGCGCAAAGCUUGGUAUAAUAGACCGAAAUUCUGGGUCUAUUCCGAGCACGUCAAUCCACUCUGUAACUGUACCAGGGGCGGCAGCCGCUUGGCUGGACAUCAUCGGCAAAUAUGGUUCUGGCCAAGUCACAGUGUCACAGGUCCUAGCACCUGCAAUCCGCAUGGCUAAGGAGGGAGCGCCUAUCAGUGAGAUCUCAAGCUACAAUUGGCACAAUUCUGAGAAGGACCUGCGACAAGCCGUUACCGAGGAAGGCCUGCUCAAAUGGGACCCAGAUUGCACUGGGAAGUAUCGAGCUCCUAGGGCUGGGGAGAUUAUCGCAAACAUUCCACUCGCGAGAACCUUCAAGCUCCUUGCUGAGCGCGGCAAGAGUGGCUUUUAUGAAGGUCCGGUGGCGGAGGCAAUCGUUGAAGCAAGUCAGAGACACGGUGGAUACUUAACACUUGAUGAUCUCAAAAACCACAAAAGCGAGGAGGUGAAUCCUAUCGCAAUUCAGCUCGACCUUCCAUCCGCCAAGACUCCCGUCAACCUGUGGGAGCACCCUCCCAACGGUCAGGGCAUCGUUGCUCAGAUGGCCCUUGGGAUCCUCGCUGAGCUAGAGAGAGAAGGGAAGAUACCACAAUUCACUCUUGAGGAUCACAACUCGUCCAAAUAUCUCCACGCCGUGAUCCAGGCACUGCGCAUUGCGUUCGCUGACGGGAGCUGGCACAUCACAGACCCUACCUGCGCUGUCGACCCAGAAGAUCUGAUUUCGCAGUCCUACCUAGCUCAACGUGCAAAGCUAUUUGAUCCGGUGAGGUCUACAGAUAUCGCAGAGCCGGGUGAUUUGGGCGGGUUGCACAAGACCAGCGACACUGUCUACCUCUGCGUUACAGACCCGGAAGGGAAUGCGUGUUCUCUCGUCAACAGCGUCUCGGACAGCUUUGGAAGCCGGAUCAUACCUUCCGGCACCGGAUUUGUGCUUCAAAACCGCGGCUCUGGCUUCCACCUCGGUCCCGAACACCAUCCAAACAUCUACGCUCCAGGAAAAAGGCCUUAUACUACGAUCAUCCCGGCCAUGGUGACAAAUGCGUCUGAUAGGACACUUCAUACUGCAUUUGGCGUCAUGGGCGGUGCGAUGCAGCCUCAAGGCCAUGUGCAGGUCCUCAUGAACAUGCUGCGAUUUGGCAUGGACCCACAGAUGGCACUCGAUGCACCCAGGAUUUGCAUCGGGGUAAGCCUACCGGGCAAAUCGACAGACCCAAGCAAGACCAUCGACAGGACAGUGUAUAUCGAGGAGGGCAUAGAUGCAACUGUGGUACGCGAGCUGGCAGAGAUGGGCCAUGAGGUCAAGAUUGUCACAGGGACGGGGCGGUCGCUGUUUGGCCGAGGGCAGAUAAUCCAUGUCCACCAGGAUCAAGCUUCCGGUCAGAGAAUCUACUCCGCGGGAAGUGACAUGAGAGGCGAUGGGAAUGCGGCGCCCUUGCUCUAG